This is a messenger RNA of Mus musculus (house mouse), 3633 nucleotides long. RefSeq names its product complement component 8, alpha polypeptide (gene C8a). The coding region runs from base 40 to 1803 and encodes 587 amino acids. The transcript is spliced from 11 exons. Gene Ontology annotation, biological process: transmembrane transport; complement activation, GZMK pathway; killing of cells of another organism. Gene Ontology annotation, molecular function: wide pore channel activity. The record is from RefSeq and is marked validated. Gene Ontology annotation, cellular component: plasma membrane; membrane attack complex; other organism cell membrane. Lineage: Eukaryota; Metazoa; Chordata; Mammalia; Rodentia; Muridae.
GUCUUUUACAUAGACACUAGUUGGUGACUUCUGGAUGAGAUGUUUGUGGUUGCUUUCUUUGGCUUGUCUUUGGUGGCAUGGCACCCUGGGGUAACUGCACAAGAGAAGGUGAACCAGCGGGUCACCCGAGCUGUGACCCCGCAAGCAGUGUCCUGUCAGUUGAGUGACUGGUACAAAUGGACAGAUUGUUUUCCAUGUCAGGAUAAAAAGUACCGAUACCGGAGCCUCUUGCAGCCAAGCAAGUUUGGAGGAACCAUCUGCAGUGGUGAUAUCUGGGAUGAGGCCAGCUGUGACAGCCCCACACCUUGUCUAAGGCAAGCACAGUGUGGACAGGAUUUCCAGUGUAGAGAGACAGGUCGCUGCCUGAAACGCCACCUGGUGUGUAACGGAGAUAACGACUGCCUGGAUGGCUCUGAUGAGUCCGACUGUGAAGAUGUCAGGGUCACUGAGGAUGAUUGCCAUCAGUAUGAACCAAUCCCAGGAUCAGAAAGGGCAGCCUUGGGGUACAACAUCCUGACUCAAGAGGAAGCUCAGAGUGUUUACGAUGCUAAGUAUUAUGGGGGCCAGUGUGAAACUGUGUACAAUGGAGACUGGAGAAAGCUGCGGUACGACCCCACCUGUGAGCGCCUCUACUAUGGGGAGGAUGAGAAAUACUUUCGGAAGCCCUACAACUUCCUUAAGUACCACUUUGAAGCCCUGGCGGAUACUUCAAUCUCCUCAGAGUUUUAUGAUGAUGCGAAUGAUCUUUUUUUUCACAUAAAGAAUGGCAAGUCCCACUCAGCUGGUGUAACCGUUGGCGUAGCCCCAGUAAAAAGUCCUGUCUCAAUAGAGGUGACUGGAUCCGGGUCCAAAGCAUCUUCAUUCCUGAACAAGUUAAACAAGUAUAAUGAGAAGAGAUAUGGCUUCAUGAGAGUGUCUACAAAGAUACAGACUGCACAGUUUAAGAUGAGAAGGAACAAUAUUGUGCUGGAUGAAGGAAUGCUGCAGUCAUUAAUGGAGCUCCCAGAGCAGUUCAACUAUGGCAUGUACGCCAAGUUCAUCAAUGACUAUGGCACCCACUACAUCACCUCUGGAACCAUGGGUGGCAUUUAUGAAUAUGUUAUGGUGCUUGACAAAGAGAAAAUGAAAACUGAAGGUACUACUGUGGAUGAAGUCCAAAAAUGCAUUGGCGGUGGCAUUGGCAUAGGAAUUAAGGAUAGUACAAUUGAAGGAGUAGGUAUAUCAGGAGAGUUUUGUGAAAACUCUGGAGAUGGUGACCGUGACAUAAGGAAGAAAAUCACAGGAGUGGAGGACAUCAUUUCUCGGGUGCAAGGUGGAAGUUCUGUCUGGGGCAGUGUCUUGACACACAACAGCAGUGCCAUUACAUAUCAGUCCUGGGGGAGAUCGUUAAAGUAUAACCCUGUUGUUAUCGAUUUUGAGAUGCAGCCUAUCUACCAGCUACUGCGGCACACAAACUUGGGACCCCUGGAGACGAAACGUCAGAACCUGCGACGGGCUUUGGACCAGUACCUGAUGGAAUUUAAUGCCUGUCGUUGUGGGCCCUGCUUCAACAAUGGGGAACCCAUACUUGACGGCACCAACUGCCGGUGUCAGUGUAGUAUGGGCCGGCAGGGCCUGGCCUGUGAACGCACGGUGAUAGAGGGGCUCAAAGACUUCAAAGCCGCUGGCCACUGGAGCUGCUGGAGUUCCUGGUCAGAGUGCAGAGGAGGUUCCCAGGAGAGGAGGAGACAGUGCAACAACCCACCACCCAAGAAUGGAGGUACCCCAUGCCUAGGGAGGAACCUGCAGACCCAGGCCUGCUGAGUACCUCUGGAUGCAGACUGGGCAAGGAGGCUGCAGAUGCUGUUACCUGUCUGGGUUGCUGGUUAGGACUGCUUGCUGCUCUGAGUAAAUGCAAACCCACAAAGGCUAUUCUCUUAAUAUACUCAUGUUUUGUUUUGUUUUUUCUAGUCAUAAUUCUUAGCCUCUAUCAAUAACCUGGCUCUAAAGCUGCCUCUUUGUUCCAGGGAGUUGUUGCCCUUUACUUCCCAGAACCACCUUUCUAUCCUGUUCUAUUCAGGAUGCUUAACAGUAAACGGGCUAUGGUUUAGAUACAUCAGAAUGUAUUCCUCACAAUUCUGGAAGCAUAUACUGAGAGAUGAAGGUUCCAGAAGGUCUAGGGUCUGGAGAGGCUGUGUUCCAUUUUAUAUAUGUCCUUUUGUUAUGUUAUCACAUGGCAGAGGGGCCUCUAGGGCCUCUUUUGUAAGGGCACUAGUCCUACUCAUGAGAACUUUGCCUUUAUGACUUUGUCAUCUCUCAAAGUCCAGCCUCCUCUUUCCACACUGGGUAGAGGGCUUCCAUGUGGAGAACUUAGAAAUCCCAGCAUUCAGACCCCAGACCAUCCCCUGUGAUUCUCUUCUUGGUAAGCAAUCAAAUUUGAAGACAGAAAGUGGCCUGGUUUUAUUCAGCACAGUAUCUUCAGAUGCUGAGGCUACGCACUGCAGACUGUAGGGGAGUUCAACAGCAAUGGUUGCUGGACAAGCAGACAGACCAAGAGUCAGUUCAUGGGUGAGGUCUGUAUUGGCCAACCUCCCAGAACUGUAGGUGGACUUGGAAGGGUCAAUCAAUAAAGAUCAACGUCCAUUCCCUGACCUUCCCGAAAAGAGCCAGUCACACCAGCCAACCUAGUGUACCAGUGCACUCUAAAUAAUGUACAUGUUCAGCACAGUUGCCAAGCGACCUAAUUAAGGUUUCUGUUGCUAUGAGAAAACAUCACAAGCAAAAGCAACUGGGGAGAAAAGGAAUAACUUCAGCUUGCAUGCCUCACUCACAGUCUAUCAUGAAGGGAAGUCAGGGCAGGAAUUCAAGGCAGGAACCUGGAGGCAGGAACUGAAGCAGCGAUCAUGGAGGGGCACUGCUGGCCAACUUCCUCCUCAUGGUUUUCUCAGCCUGCUCUCUUGGAUCACCCAAUACCACCUGCCCAGGGAUAGCAACACCCAGAGUGAGCUGAGUCCUCCAACAUCAAUCACUAAUUUUUAAAAAAAUCAUAAUACAGACUUGCUCAGAGGCCAGUCUAGUGUUUUUUGUUUUGUUUGUUUUUUUUCCUUAAUUGAAGUUCCCCCUUCCAAAAUGUGUCACAUUGACAUACAACUAGAUAAAUCAACAGCCCAGGUUUAUCCCUGGCUUCUCUUCAAAGUUGAUAGACUAUGUAGAUAUGAAGCCUUCAGAAACAGAUAACCAACUGUAUACACAAAAAAGAGGAGGCUCUUGGGCCACUGGGAGUAAAUUAUUAACAUCAACAUAUGUAGCAUCCAAGUGACUGCUGAGGGAGGACAAGUCAGAAAAUGCAGUCUGCACACGUUAUAUAUACAUCAGAGGCAACAAGCACGGUGCCUAUCUGAACCUGGAUGGACUUUUUAACAGAUCAACAUGGAGGAGACUUUUGAAAUAGAAAUCCAGCCUGAUGCAAAACCUGACAGUGAGAAAGAACGUGGGGACUGGGAAAAAUGACGAAAGACAAAGAAAGACGGUGUAUGAAACGUGUUCCAGUGCCUACCACAUGGCAAAUUAUUAGCAUCAUCAUUGUUAUUCCCAUUGUUAAAACGUGAUUCAGAGGUUUACCUAAAUAAACUUGGCUCUUCUAUCUGAAAGAAA